AUGGAAAGUUGCUUGCGACAAGUCGAACAAGACAUUGCCGAUGUUCAGCUUCAUCUAAUGACGAUUGAGAGAAGCUCGAAUCCAAAUGAGACGCGACGAUUGAUUGAGGAUGUCGACAAGUUGAUCAUAAAAAUGGACUUUGACGUGUGCCGCCUCGAUUCGCUUCUUGCCCGCCAGCCGCCAUCAUCGAGGCAAACGAUUUUUGUGAAAGCCGACCAGGCGAAAAGCGACAUCGGCCUAUUGAAGUACACGCUGAGCACAAUUCGUCAUCGAUUCGAGGCUCAAUGUCGUGCGCAGAAGGAGCGCGACGAGCUUCUGACGCGACGAUUCGCGGCGAAUCGCGAGACGCGCGUCGACAUGACGUUGGACAACGAGCUCGACGUGAACGAGCGACUCAAAAUUGGGGGAAAAAGUAUUGAUGAGAUGCUCGUCCAGGGUGCGAAUAUAUUGGAGAGCCUCCGACUACAGAAGCACGACAUUUUGGGAAUUCGUCAUCGAUUUGGCGUGAUGGCGAAAACGCUCGGAUUGUCGUCGACAACGAUUCAAUUCAUCGAGAAACGCGUGCGCGAUGACUGGAAACUGUUCGUUUUUGGUUGCGGUGCAUAAAUGAGCGAGGAGAAGGCCGAAACGAUACGCGAGAUUAAAGUCGCCACUGCCGAGCCGGAGACGUCGGCGAAUAUGAGACUAUUCGUGUGCAAUUUGCCGUUCAGCUAUCGUGAUGGUGAACUCCAAGCGUUGUUCGUCAAAUACGAGGCGGUAUCGGCGGCGAUCAGCUACAAUGAUCGCGGCUCGCGCGGUUUCGGCUUCGUUCAAUUCGCGACAAUCGAGAUGGCUGAAAAAGCGAGAAAAGAAGUGAACGGAACGGUUUUGCAGGGGCGGCGAAUUGAAGUUCGAUGGGCAACCAAUAAGAAUCAUUCGGCGUCGGAGAGUCGAGCUCCCACAUCGCAGAUUCCGAAGGCUGACGGAUUCGCGAUGAACUCGAUUCUACUUCACAAUGGGAUCAUUGGUCCGAAUUUGCCGACGUUCGCCGCUCAGCCGACAUUCGACAAUUUGUCGGCGAUUUCGACGCAACAAUUGGCCCAAAUGCAAAAUAUUAGCACGAUGCUGAACGCGAUAAUCCACAAUCCGAUGCAGCCGAUUCAGCCGGCGACGAUAGCGACGUACUCGCUCGACGUUGAGCUCUUCAAUUGCCUUCAGCAGCAUUUUAUAAUGGCGAGCGACAUUGCCGAAUUUGAUUGGAAAAUAUUGCGUCUGCCGAAAUUUGAGACGCACAUGCGAAUGGUUGUCGAGGAAGCGAAACGAUUGAAAAUCCAGGAGACGCUAACGGGCAUUUCGCUGCAACAGCAAUUAUCGCAAUCGCAGAUGUUGGCGAGCAUUUGGCCGCAAUAUCGCGCCGCCUAUCCGUCGUAUUCGCCGUUGGGCAUUAUUCGAGCCACCGCUAAAAAAAAAGCCAAUCAUGAAUUUUGCAGACCAAUUUCCAAGCCCGCCGCGUUCCGAAUCGAAGAUGAGCGGACAAUCGGAAACGACGCGCAAGCGUGCGAAUGGUAA
Molecule: messenger RNA, 1548 nt
Organism: Caenorhabditis bovis
Lineage: Eukaryota; Metazoa; Nematoda; Chromadorea; Rhabditida; Rhabditidae
Source: the annotation of a GenBank genome assembly